CUCUGGGGGUGCCGAUAGAGGAGAGAUGAAAUGGGUUUGCCGGAACGUUAUUACUCCCGGGAACUUCCAGAUUUGUAACCUGGCUUUGGAGGAUCCAGUGAGAUAGGCAUAAUUAAGGGUGGAUUUCUGCUGUGAUUUUGUUUUGGGUGUUAACCGCAAGGAUCCUUGAACAGUCACUGUUAUUUCUUACCAUAUACUCUGCAAAAAUGAGUCACAGACGGAUUACAUAUCUCUUAUGAUUAAUGUGGAGAAAAGAAACUAGCCAUGGGCCAAAGUUCAAGAGACCUCCAUGGAAAAUGUUGCUGCUGAUGCUACUUUACAAAUUCACAUGAUGAGUGUCUAUUUUGAGGAUGAUUUUCAUAUUUAAGAGAUUUUCAUCUUGGAAAUAUAUCAAGUGAAAAAAAUUUGUUCCUUUUGGAAACAAUUUCCUCAUAAUAAGAACUAUACUUGUAAUGGGCGAUAUGGCCAACAACUCUGUUGCAUACAGUGGUGUGAAAAACUCUUUGAAGGAAGCUAAUCAUGAUGGAGAUUUUGGAAUUACACUUGCUGAGCUCCGGGCUCUCAUGGAGCUCAGAUCUACAGAUGCAUUACGUAAAAUACAAGAAAGUUAUGGAGAUGUCUAUGGAAUUUGUGCAAAGUUGAAAACCUCUCCCAAUGAAGGUUUAAGCGGAAAUCCUGCAGAUAUAGAGAGGAGGGAAGCAGUGUUUGGGAAGAACUUUAUACCUCCUAAAAAGCCAAAAACAUUUCUUCAGUUAGUAUGGGAAGCAUUACAAGAUGUUACAUUAAUUAUAUUAGAAAUUGCAGCCAUAGUAUCAUUGGGCCUUUCUUUUUACCAACCUCCAGAAGGGAAUAAUGCAAUUUGUGGAGAAGUUUCUGUUGGGGAGGAAGAAGGUGAAGGUGAAACUGGCUGGAUUGAAGGAGCUGCCAUCCUUUUGUCAGUAGUUUGUGUUGUGUUAGUGACGGCUUUCAAUGACUGGAGUAAAGAGAAGCAGUUUCGAGGUCUGCAGAGUCGAAUUGAACAAGAACAGAAGUUCACGGUCAUCAGAGGUGGACAAGUCAUUCAGAUACCAGUAGCUGACAUUACUGUUGGGGAUAUUGCUCAAGUGAAAUAUGGUGAUCUUCUUCCAGCAGAUGGUAUACUUAUUCAAGGAAAUGAUCUCAAAAUUGAUGAAAGCUCACUGACUGGAGAAUCUGAUCAUGUUAAGAAGACGUUGGAUAAAGAUCCCUUGCUUUUAUCAGGUACCCAUGUGAUGGAAGGCUCUGGAAGAAUGGUAGUUACUGCUGUGGGUGUGAACUCCCAAACUGGAAUUAUUUUUACUUUACUUGGGGCUGGAGGUGAAGAAGAAGAAAAGAAAGAUGAAAAGAAAAAAGAAAAGAAAAAUAAGAAACAAGAUGGAACUGUUGAAAACCGCAAUAAAGCAAAAGCUCAGGAUGGCGCAGCCAUGGAAAUGCAGCCAUUGAAGAGUGAAGAAGGAGGAGAUGGGGAUGAAAAAGAUAAAAAGAAAGCAAACUUGCCAAAGAAAGAAAAGUCAGUUUUACAAGGGAAACUCACAAAAUUGGCAGUUCAAAUUGGAAAAGCAGGGCUAUUGAUGUCCGCAAUCACAGUUAUCAUCCUUGUGCUAUACUUUGUAAUUGACACAUUCUGGGUUCAGAAACGACCGUGGCUUGCUGAGUGUACACCCAUUUAUAUACAAUAUUUUGUGAAAUUCUUCAUUAUUGGAGUCACAGUCCUGGUGGUAGCAGUUCCAGAAGGUCUUCCACUUGCAGUAACUAUCUCACUUGCUUACUCUGUGAAGAAAAUGAUGAAAGAUAAUAACUUAGUAAGACAUCUGGAUGCUUGUGAAACAAUGGGAAAUGCCACAGCCAUUUGCUCAGAUAAAACAGGAACACUGACCAUGAAUAGAAUGACAGUUGUCCAAGCUUACAUAAAUGAAAAGCAUUAUAGGAAAGUUCCUGAUCCUGAUGCUAUUCCAGCAAGCAUUUUGUCCUGUCUUGUAACUGGAAUUUCCGUGAAUUGUGCUUACACAUCAAAAAUAUUGCCACCAGAGAGAGAGGGUGGGUUACCACGUCAUGUUGGCAAUAAGACUGAAUGUGCCCUGCUGGGACUUGUUCUGGAUUUAAAACGAGAUUAUCAGGAUGUAAGGAACGAAAUCCCUGAAGAAGCUCUGUACAAAGUCUACACAUUCAACUCAGUUAGGAAAUCCAUGAGCACUGUCUUGAAAAAUUCAGACGGAAGCUACAGAAUAUUCAGCAAGGGAGCAUCAGAGAUCAUUCUUAAAAAAUGCUUCAAAAUCUUGAGUGCUAAUGGUGAAGCAAAGGUAUUCCGACCAAGAGACCGGGAUGAUAUUGUUAAAACUGUGAUUGAGCCAAUGGCAUCUGAAGGACUAAGAACUAUAUGUCUCGCCUUCAGAGAUUUCCCAGCAGGAGAACCUGAACCAGACUGGGAUAAUGAAAAUGAUAUUGUCACAGGCCUAACAUGCGUUGCUGUGGUAGGGAUAGAAGAUCCCGUGAGACCUGAGGUGCCAGAUGCAAUAAGAAAAUGCCAGCAGGCUGGAAUUACUGUGCGGAUGGUCACUGGUGAUAAUAUUAAUACUGCUCGUGCUAUUGCUUCUAAAUGUGGUAUUUUGCAUCCUGGGGAAGAUUUCCUGUGCCUAGAAGGUAAAGAUUUCAACAGAAGAAUAAGGAAUGAAAAAGGAGAGAUUGAACAAGAACGCAUAGACAAGAUUUGGCCAAAGCUUCGAGUACUUGCUAGAUCAUCUCCCACUGACAAGCACACACUGGUUAAAGGUAUAAUUGACAGCACUGUCUCAGAACAGCGACAGGUUGUGGCUGUGACUGGUGAUGGUACAAAUGAUGGCCCUGCACUCAAGAAAGCUGAUGUUGGGUUUGCUAUGGGAAUUGCCGGAACUGAUGUAGCGAAAGAGGCGUCAGAUAUCAUUCUCACUGAUGACAACUUCACAAGCAUUGUCAAGGCGGUCAUGUGGGGACGAAAUGUUUAUGACAGCAUCUCCAAAUUCCUGCAGUUCCAGCUCACAGUCAAUGUUGUGGCAGUGAUCGUUGCCUUCACAGGAGCCUGUAUCACUCAGGAUUCGCCACUUAAGGCUGUGCAGAUGCUGUGGGUAAAUCUCAUCAUGGACACACUGGCAUCCCUUGCUCUGGCAACUGAACCCCCCACUGAAUCUCUCUUGCUUCGGAAGCCUUAUGGUAGAAAUAAGCCUCUCAUCUCUCGCACAAUGAUGAAGAAUAUCUUGGGUCAUGCAUUCUAUCAACUUGUGGUAGUCUUUACACUCUUGUUUGCUGGGGAAAAAUUUUUCGAUAUUGACAGUGGAAGAAAUGCCCCUUUGCAUGCUCCACCUUCAGAACAUUAUACUAUCGUGUUUAAUACCUUCGUGCUCAUGCAACUUUUCAAUGAGAUAAAUGCCCGGAAAAUUCAUGGUGAAAGAAAUGUGUUUGAAGGGAUCUUCAAUAAUGCCAUCUUCUGUACAAUUGUUCUGGGCACUUUUGUGGUACAGAUAAUAAUUGUGCAGUUUGGUGGAAAACCUUUCAGUUGUUCAGAACUGUCAAUAGAACAAUGGCUGUGGUCAAUAUUCCUGGGAAUGGGAACAUUACUCUGGGGCCAGCUCAUUUCAACAAUUCCAACUAGCCGUUUAAAAUUCCUUAAAGAAGCUGGUCAUGGAACACAGAAAGAAGAAAUACCUGAGGAAGAAUUAGCCGAAGAUGUUGAAGAGAUUGAUCAUGCUGAACGAGAGUUACGCCGGGGACAGAUCUUGUGGUUUAGGGGUCUGAACCGAAUACAAACUCAGAUGGAUGUAGUGAAUGCUUUCCAGAGUGGAAGUACCAUUCAGGGGGCUCUAAGGCGGCAACCCUCCAUCGCCAGCCAGCACCAUGAUAUUCGAGUGGUGAAUGCAUUUCGUAGUUCUUUAUACGAAGGGCUAGAAAAGCCAGAGUCACGAAGUUCGAUUCACAACUUUAUGACACAUCCUGAGUUUAGGAUAGAGGACUCUGAGCCUCAUAUUCCCCUUAUUGAUGACACUGAUGCUGAAGAUGAUGCCCCCACAAAGCGAAACUCGAGUCCUCCACCCUCUCCCAACAAAAAUAAUAAUGCCGUGGACAGCGGAAUUCACCUUACAAUAGAAAUGAACAAGUCUGCUACCUCUUCAUCCCCAGGAAGCCCACUACAUAGCUUGGAAACAUCGCUCUGAUUGUAAGCUGAAUGUUAACACACUAGCUGCAUUGUAAAGAAACCAAUUGAAACUGGGUCUUUUCACACAUUGUGAUGGACAAGAUCGUAUUCUUGUCUAGGACUUCAACAGAAGACAUACUUGUACGAAUGUAGAUUUAUUUUUUUAAAACAAAAAAGCUUUCCGCCAGACUUUGAGGGUGCUUUUUGGAGGGUGGGGAGGAAUGAACUCUCAUUGAUAAACAGUCACUCGGCAUAAGUGACCUGUGGAUCAUCGAUCGUACUUAAGAGUGGUCCUGAACGGUGUGUUUAGCAAAGCUUUAGUUUCUCUUGAUCCUUGAAGGGGGUGAGGGAGGAGGAAAGCUGAGAAAGACAAUGGAGCCCUGGAUCAUUGAAUUGAUACUUUAAUUUCUGCUGUUGGCUGUUAAUAAUUUGGAUUAUUUAUGUUUAUAAAUGAUACAGAUCUGUUUACAAGGUUUGUAGAUACUUUUAUUGUUCCUGUUCAUAGAUGGGAAGCUUCCUUAUAACUGAUGCAGAGAAAAAUUAGUCCUUCAAAUACUGCUGUAUUUUCAGGAAAAAGGGUGUUUCUAUUGAAACUGUACUAAAUUUUUGCCUACAAUUUACCUUGUUAAAUAUUGUAGAUAAAUUGCUAAUACUGAUAGCCAAAUAGAUAACACUAAUGCUUUGUGAAAACAUGAGCAGCGGUGUCCUAAUGAAGUUAUGGCCUCUGUCCUAAUUAGUUUCUUAAAUACAUUUACUACUUAAUGGUUUUGAAAACAACUGUUUAAUUUUUAAAAAUUUUGAAAAACUUGCUAAAUAACUUUUUGUUCAGAAUUUAGUAGAUUGUUUAAUGCGGGACAUCAAUUACGUAAUGAAAGUUGCUUGAAAUGCUUUUGUUAUUUCAGGCAAAUUGAAUUAAAUCAAAAUACAACAAAACCUUAGUCCUUUUUGUUUUUGUCUAAACCUGUUAGUUUAGUGAUGUCUUGGUGAACUGUGAGUGAACUGUGUUGAUUUUUCUAAUAAAUCUUAAGAAACCUUCAUACGGCAUGAGGGCUGUUGGCAUUUUGAAAAAAAGGUUAGUAGUAGCAUACAUGUUUUCCUUUUGUUUUUGAAACCUGUUUGUAAACAUAAAUAAACACGCCCUUUUAUUAAAUAAAUAUGUAGCAAUGUUUUUUUACAAAAUUUUCAGCUUUUUUACCAGAACAGUUCUGAAAAGUCGGUACUUUAGAGUGUGGUUCAUUAACCUCGUUGAGUUAAUAUCACUAUGGUAGCAGCCAGCAGCCCAUGUGGUAAGCACAUACUAGUCUGAGGAAGUAAAGGUUUUAGAUACAGUUCAUCAUUGGACACAAUUUUCUGAUUAUUCAUUUUGCCUAAAAUCAGCUUGUGUUUGGCUUUGGUUUUUUGUUGAAGUAACGAAAACCAUCUCCUUUGUUAUGUUAAUUAUGAGCCUUAAGUGGACAGUGAGACUAGCUGAACAGAUUCGAUGAUUAAAUAGACAUUAUCUUGGGUCUCCUUUGCUCUGCCUACCUAGAAUGUCCCUCCUCUGCCCCACUCAGCCACCACCCUUCUCCCACCUCUCCAUAUCUAGCUCGGCACCAUUUGUGAGCCAGGGUGGGUGCUGGGUACUCGGGGCAGAGGUGUCCAUUUGAGUAAUGCCAGCUGCCAUCUUUUAAAAGAAUCACCACAUCUGAUGGAGCUGAUGGGUAACUCAACUUCCUGGUGCUUGCAAUUAUGAGCACUCUAGAAUAGGAUUUGUGUUUCGUCAAACCUGUGUAGUCACCAUCCUCAGGGCCUGGAGAUACAUUGGCUCUGCUGCCAAGGAAAGCCAAGUUCUAGGCCACCUCUUCCACUAACUAACUUCCUGUUUGACCUUGGACAGACCAGUCAUUUAACCUUUUCUCCUCUCUCCUUAACUGGAAAGUGAGGUGAUGGGUUGGAUGUUCUCCUGAGUCCCUUCUGGCUCUUCUAUUUACUUACUGAAGGCUUCAAGCCUAGAAAACAAGACAAAAAGGGGAAAGUAGUUGCUCUGCUUUAUUCUGAAUUUGGGCUCAAGGUGAUACUUGAAGUUCCACAGGCUUAGCAUUGCAUCUUCAUCUGAGGAUGGGACUUGUAUUCAACUCUUACACGAAUAUUCAGAUUUUUUUUAAUUUGAGGCAAGAGGCUUUCCUAGUAACCAGAUGGGUCAUGAUAGCUAGAGAUUUCUUGUUGAUGUAUGCGCCCUUCUCUCUGACUCAGUUUUCUGCUGGCACUUCCAAGAGCAGUCUAUCACCUGGAAAAACAAUCAGGCUAGUGAAGGACAGAACACCUAGAACGGAAAACAGUAACCGACACUCAAUUGUUACAUCUCAUCCUCCUAACUCCCUCCCCCAAAUAAUUAAUUUUGCAUGCUAAAUAUUUGGAAUUAUCCUCAUGCAUUUCCUAGUGUUUGUGUGGAAGCUGGGGAAAGGGGGAGUAUGUCAAGCAUGAGUCAUCACCAUCUUACUAAUGCCUGAUAUGGUCAUUUUCAUGAUACAUUAAUGUUCAACUAAGAAAUGGUGAUUGUUUCUAAGCAGAUAUGCAUUAUUUCUAUUACUCUCAUGGUUUCUUUGAUAUGUACAAGCCAACCAAAUUAUCACGAUGACGUUGAGAUUUUUUUUAAUGAUGCUUACCAUCUAUUUUUGCCACUUGAGCCUUUCGGUUUUUACCUCUUUGUAAAAGUCGAUUCAUUUUAAUUUCAUAAAUAUGUUAUCUUUGUGAAUGGGGACUAACCUUUUUAAAUGUUAGAAUUUAUAUAUCAAAUUUUGAAGUCAAACAAUUUUCUUGCUGGAAUCUUCAGGUUUUUUUAAUCAGCCAUAUGAAAAUCCAUGGGUCGUAACAUUGAAAUGUAUAAUAACUUACACUAGUAAAACCACAGUUUCAUCUAAGUCCAGGUUAAAGUAUUAAUAUCCCUCCCAUCACAUGCGCUGUCCUCACCCCUGCAUAGCACAGUUCACUCUCCUUGCUACUACAAAGCUUGGGUUUUAGGGUUUAGUAUUACAAGCUUGAAAGAAUAUAUUUUCUCAUUUAAUGAUGCUGAGAGGUUAUAAAAUUCAUCAACAGUAAUUAGCUGGUCUUUCUGUAAAAAUUUAACAAAUUUACCUUUUAAGCCAUGUUUAUAUGCAUAAUUCACCUAACUAGCAGCUUUAUGGAAAUGUUUUUUUGACAUGUUCAUCAUUCUUAAAUGGCCUCAAAUGGCAUAUCAUGUAAUAUAAAUUUGUGGGUUUUCUGAAUCCAUGCAAGCAACAGAAACUGAUCAUAAAGAUGUGUCUGGGAAAAAGAGCACUAGCUUUGGAUUCAGGAGACCUGGGUUUGAAUCCCACCUCUGACAUGUGGUGGGCCUGGGCACAGCAGUCAAGCUCUCUGUUCCUCAGUUUCCUCUUCUGUAAAUGGAGAUGGUAAUAUCUGCCCUGCCUACCUCACAGGGGUGUUGUGAGGCUCACACAAGUACUUAUGUAAUAAACUGCUUUAUAAACCACAAAAUUAUAAAAGUACCAGCUGCUCUUAUCAUCCUAAUAAGAUAUUUUUCUAUUCUCUCCAGCUAGGAUUUGUAUGUACAUUUCACAUAAUUCCUUUUGAAUUAAAAAUUAAAUUUCUUUUGAGAGCUUACCAGAAUAAGAAAAUGAGGAUAUAAAAAACAAACCAACCUUUGAUUGUUCUCUCAUGGCGAUGUCUUUUAUUUAUUACAUAUUGUGAACUGUAAUUAUAUUGUAAACUUCUGCCUUUUGCUUUUCUGUUUCUCUUCCUGAAGCUCUAUAGGCCAGGUGGCAUCUUGGCAUCAAUGAAUGGGCCAUUACAGUCUAUUUUGAUGGCUGUGUUGUAUGUAUUUGUCAAUUGCAGAAUAAGGUAUUUACCAAGUAUAUAUAAAAGUAAUCUCCCAAUCUUAACUUCCAAAUAUCUUGCCAAGGAUGUAUCCAACUUGCUAUUAGAAUGAGCCUGGUUAAAAAUAAAUUUUUUUUUUAAAAAAAG
This is a messenger RNA of Dromiciops gliroides (monito del monte), 8164 nucleotides long. It is a transcript of the gene ATP2B1, whose product is annotated as ATPase plasma membrane Ca2+ transporting 1. The transcript has 22 exons. NCBI's taxonomy places the organism in Eukaryota, Metazoa, Chordata, Mammalia, Microbiotheria, Microbiotheriidae. Bases 453 to 4202 code for a protein of 1249 amino acids. Gene Ontology annotation, biological process: regulation of cytosolic calcium ion concentration; calcium ion transmembrane transport. Gene Ontology annotation, molecular function: ATP binding; ATP hydrolysis activity; P-type calcium transporter activity. The record is from RefSeq and is a predicted model, not a curated record. Gene Ontology annotation, cellular component: intracellular membrane-bounded organelle; membrane.